Messenger RNA from Babesia bovis T2Bo, 826 nucleotides. RefSeq names its product putative ribosomal protein L17. The record is from RefSeq and is a predicted model, not a curated record. Gene Ontology annotation, cellular component: large ribosomal subunit; ribosome. Gene Ontology annotation, molecular function: structural constituent of ribosome. The transcript is spliced from 6 exons. Lineage: Eukaryota; Apicomplexa; Aconoidasida; Piroplasmida; Babesiidae. Gene Ontology annotation, biological process: translation. The coding region runs from base 11 to 808 and encodes 265 amino acids.
UGUUGCAUAUAUGGGUUUCUCGGCAACGGCAAGGCUUGUUGCUCAAGGGCAGCGCGGUAGAAUUUUCCGUAAAUUUCGCGGUCAACCUCCAAAACGCUUUGAUUGGAUAAAAAAUAAUCUAGAUCGUCUAUUGCGUUACGGUCGAGUGGAGCUCACGCUUCCGCGUGCUAAGGAGUUACAGCAAUAUGCCGAAGAAGUGAUAUUUCAUGCCAAAAAGGACACUCCAGAAUCCGACCUAGUGGUUGAGAGUAUGCUUCGUACACCUGAGGCUAGGCAUCAGUUAUACGAGAAAUAUGUGCCAAACUAUGCUGACAGACCUUUCUUCUUCACCCGAGUGGUGAAUCAAUGGCGUUUAAGAUUUGCUGACGCGGCCCCAAUGGCAUAUUUGGAAUUUGUGGACAGAUCUGGCGAGAUUCGACCGGCUAAACCUGUUGGAACGAAGAAAUUGGUAUACAUUCACGACUUAAUGAAAAGAUCGCGUCGUGAUUACCGCAAAUAUUACAAUUUUGCCAAGACAAAUGGGUUAUUGGACAGAGAUGGGAACCUCCUGGACGACAUUUCUCAUUUGAUUAGUAAAGGUGAAGCUAGCUGGCAUGAGAAUGAGGAGGUAGCCUCUACUAUAAAUCCUCAAUGGUAUGAGCAUCCGCAAAUGCGUGAUCGGUUGGAUCGAAUACAAUCUGUCAACUUAGUUGGUGACCGUUGUACUGAGGUGCUGGAUGUCCCAUACACUGACCCUGUGGAGCAGCCUGUUGCUACUAGGAACCCGGACCUCAGCAAGCCCAUACGGCGCCCUCGUUUCAACCCAUAAUGACAAUAACAACACAAC